AUGACGCCCGAAGAAGGGCUGGGUGUGGAAAAAGACGCGCUUGGCGAGCCGAUGACAGAAGAUGCACAUGAUAGCCCUCUUCCAAGAGAAAUUGCUCCUACAACGCUGGGCAUAGCGCUCAGUCAAGGCACGUACGACUCGCAGCCUUCGUCGCCGUCGCCGUACCGUGAAAUUGCGCCCAACACUGUGGUACCUCCAUCGCACGUCUUACCGCCAGGGUUCCGAGGCCCGAUUCCAAGAGAUAGCGAUGCAGAGACAUUUGCGCCACUGCCCUCUUUUGUGCCUGUGCACGAAAAUGCGUCACUUGGGAACGUGACCAACUUUCCGAUGAACAAGGGCGGAUGGCGGUACACCGCUGCAGGUCCUGCAGCACACUGGCUUCCAAAAACCGUGUUCCGCUCGCUCGAGUUUCUUCCCGACGGCGUGCAUUGGUCGUGGCAGGACCGCAGUGCGUUUACACGAAUUAGCCAAAAUGCCAUGACGCUCGGAGUGGACAAAGGGUUUCGCAGUGCGCGUACAAAUGUCGGUGUGCGGCACGGCGCGUGGUACGUCGAAAUAGAGGUACUACCGCCCGACGCAUCGAGCCUACCUGCCACUCCCAUGCGCGAUGGUCCGCAUGCGCGCGUUGGUUUUGGCAGGCGCGAGGCUUCGCUCAAUGCACCGGUCGGCUGGGAUGCGUACAGCUACGGGUACCGCGACCAGAACGGAGCAAAAGUCACUUGUUCACGGCCGGCACCUUUUGGCCGUGCAUUCGGUGUGGGAGAUGUGGUGGGUAUGUAUAUCCGUCUUCCACCGAGCGAUGCCCCGUUGUUCCCUGGUACCGAGCACCAAAUCCACCAAAAACGUAUCCCGAUCCGCUACCGCGGCCAAUUGUACUUUGAGAGUCUCGAAUACCCAGUGACAAAAGAGAUGGAUGCGGUCAUGGACAAGGCGCGCCACGGCGAGGACGCUGUUGCACCGUCCAAAUCGAACGAGCGUGAAGAAAAGCGACCCGCACGCUCGACCGGUGCAUCGCAGCCGCUGCGUCCGUUGCCAGUCUUGCCAGAGAGUUGUAUUGGAUUUGUGGUGAACGGUGCGCCGCAAGGGAUUGCGUUUACCCAUUUAUACGACUUCCGCCCGCUCUGUGCGCACCCAUCGGUCGCCAAAGGGAAACGAGAAAAGAAACGGGGCGAGGGCGCAAACAGCACGCCGGAGCCGGUCAUUACGCAGCAUACUAGCGUGUCUACAAUCAUGCGCAGUAGACAGAAUGCAUUCGACGACGGGACGCUGGGCUACUAUCCGAUGGUAUCGCUCUAUGGAGGCGCUCGAGCACGCCUCAUUACGCGCGAGUUUGUCUUUCCCCCACCGGCGGAUCUGGAAGAUCAACUGUGGGGGUGCACAGCACAGCGUGGGGAAAAUGCCGUGCACAAAAGCGCGGCACCACUAUGGCGGCCACUGGAAGAUCGAUUUCAGGAGCACCUUGCCGAGCUGGAAGCGUGCGAUGCGCGUGCGGAGCAGGAUACGCAGCCAGACAAUAGCGACUGA
Molecule: messenger RNA, 1524 nt
Organism: Malassezia vespertilionis
Lineage: Eukaryota; Fungi; Basidiomycota; Malasseziomycetes; Malasseziales; Malasseziaceae
Gene: ASH2
Product: transcription factor, contains a PHD finger motif
Exons: 1
Coding region: 1-1524 (507 amino acids)
Cellular component (GO): Set1C/COMPASS complex
Molecular function (GO): protein binding; transcription cis-regulatory region binding
Source: RefSeq, a predicted model, not a curated record